Messenger RNA from Bombus pascuorum, 1132 nucleotides. RefSeq names its product large ribosomal subunit protein bL19m (gene mRpL19). The record is from RefSeq and is a predicted model, not a curated record. Gene Ontology annotation, molecular function: structural constituent of ribosome. Gene Ontology annotation, cellular component: mitochondrial large ribosomal subunit; ribosome. Lineage: Eukaryota; Metazoa; Arthropoda; Insecta; Hymenoptera; Apidae. The coding region runs from base 142 to 1056 and encodes 304 amino acids. Gene Ontology annotation, biological process: translation. The transcript is spliced from 4 exons.
AACCCUCUUAACCAUCUUAGUUUAUUUUACGACCGUAGUGUUACCUACUGGAAAAGAUAUUAACCAAAACAUAACCUAACACAGCUCGUGUAAACGGUAUAAAUUAAAAGUGACAACAAAUUAAGAUUAGUAUUAACAAGUAUGAGUAUUUCCUCAAGAUUAUUGUGUCAAAAAACAUGGAAAAAAUUAACUUUUGUAAAAUUAUUAGGUAAAGAACCUAAAGCUUUUUCAACCUUGGUACAACCAAAAGAUGAUAGAGUAGAUGAUGAUAAUGAUUCCCAAACUCAAACUAAUAAUGAAUCAACCAAAUCUACAUCAAUUGAAAAUUACAGAUUUAUAUAUCCUGAAUUUUUACCAGAUCCUAAUCCAUUAUAUCGUCAGAGUAUAAGAGAAAAAUUAGAACGUAUGGAUAUGUUGAAGAGAAGAUUAGUAUUAAAUAUUCCUGAAUUUUAUGUUGGUUCAAUAUUAGCAGUAACGUAUUCAGAACCACAUGCAGUUGAAAAAAUAAAUAGAUUUGUUGGUAUAUGUAUAUUAAGAGAAGGCUGUGGUCUAAGAAGUUCAUUUCUUUUAAGAAAUGUUGUUAACGGGGAAGGUGUGGAAGUACGUUAUGAUUUAUAUGAUCCUGCUAUUCAGAAAAUUGAUUGUUUGAGGUUAGAAAGAAGAUUAGACGAUGAAUUACUUUACCUCAGAGAUGCACCAUUAGAAUAUAGUACAUUUCCUUUUGAUAUGGAAAUAGAAACAACAAUUUCAAAAUCUGUCCCAUUAAAUGAUAUUAAAGUCCCUCUUAAGCCAUUACCUUGGUCAGAGAAAUGGGAACGUAAAAAUUUAAAAGGAAUUAAAGAUAUAGUUGUUAAUGAAAGACGUCAAAGAAAGGCAGCAGCUGCCGCUAAACCGUGGGAGAAAUAUGAUCUGAUGAAAACCUACAGGGAGACCAUUCCAGAAGAGGAACAAAAUGAAAUAUUUUCAGAUGUACAUAUAGAACUUCGUCACUUAGAAAUACAGAAGACUAUAUUAAAACGCAAACAUAUGUUACAAAGAAAUAAACCAACUUCAUAAAUAUUUUUUAAAAUUAUUAAUAAAAAUUUGUUUCCCAUUUAUGUGUUAUCUUUAUAUUAAAAAGAGGUGUAAUGUA